CGCUUCUAAUUGGCUGUCCGGCGCAGUGACAUUGAAUGAAAUGAGAAAUAAUCAACAGGCGCUGAAAAACCAAAAUCACCUUUGUCCGGUGGAAGAUCGCCGGUGCGGUAAGACGUGAGACUCAGUUAUUGAUGUGUCCUCAGCUUGAUCGGCUGUUUGUGGUUUUAGAUGCUUUGUGACAGUUUGUCAAUCUCGAAAGAACACUUCUGGAAUGACGGACAGUUUACUAACUUUAAUAACAUCAUAAUCCCAGUUCUCACGGAUAUGUUUUCACACGUCAGUUCUGAGAAGCUGCAGGAAACUCUGGUGUCGUAUCACAGUCUGAAUGAAUCGGAGUGGAGCAUCGCGAAGAAAUCGAAGGAUGUGACCGUGUGGAGGAAACCAUCGCAGGAGUUCGGCGGAUUUCUAUAUAAAACCGAAGGAACCGUAGCAGAGAGUCCGCAGCGGAUCGUGGACUACAUCCGUCCCGGAGCCUGCAGACUGGACUGGGACAGCAUGAUCACGUCGCUGGACAUCCUGCAAACGCUAGACCAGGGCCGUUGUGUUGUGAAAUACACCACCGCGGGGCAGCUGUGGAACAUCAUCUCUCCGCGGGAGUUUGUGGAUUUCUCCUACACCACCGACUAUCAGCGCGGCCUGCUGUCCUGCGGCAUGAGCGUGGACCAUGACGAGCAGAAAGCGGGCUUCGUACGAGGAUUCAAUCAUCCGUGCGGCUGGUUCUGUGUGCCGGCGCAGGGCUCGGAUCUCAGUUUACUGACCGGAUACAUCCAGACGGACCUGAGGGGAAUGCUGCCGCAGACGGCGGUGGAUACGGCCAUGGCCGGCGGUAUGAUCAACUUCUACGGCGACCUGAGACGAGCUCUGAAAGCGCAGCCUCGCUGCCUCUGACCUGACGAACUCGAACGAGGCGUCGCUGACAGCAUCACGUUUGCUGCUCCUCACAGAUUCAUGGGAUAUUGUAAAUAGUCGUCGCCACGACACUUUCAUUUAUUACUGCGCGUUUUGUUUUUAUGCUUGUUUUUAAAUUAAUGUGAUUAAAAUCAGUGUAAUUGUUUUUCAUGAAAUGAUGUAAAAUUGUAUACGUCGAUAAAGUGUAUUUUAUUUUUAAAUCUUA
This is a messenger RNA of Labeo rohita (rohu), 1114 nucleotides long. It is a transcript of the gene stard4, whose product is annotated as StAR-related lipid transfer (START) domain containing 4. Gene Ontology annotation, cellular component: cytosol; endoplasmic reticulum. Gene Ontology annotation, biological process: cholesterol import; cholesterol transport involved in cholesterol storage; intracellular cholesterol transport. Bases 169 to 888 code for a protein of 239 amino acids. NCBI's taxonomy places the organism in Eukaryota, Metazoa, Chordata, Actinopteri, Cypriniformes, Cyprinidae. The record is from RefSeq and is a predicted model, not a curated record. Gene Ontology annotation, molecular function: cholesterol transfer activity; cholesterol binding. The transcript is spliced from 7 exons.